AUGUAUUUACCAAUCAAAUUUAUUAAGAACAAUAGUAUUAAACCGGUGUGUAAUGCAUUGAUCAAUCAAGUAACAAGACAUCUGAGUACAACAAAUCACAAUCAACAGAUUAGAAAUGAUGAAGCAGUGUCACUAAUCUUUGAUAGGAAAACCAAAACGUUACAGCGUGAAAGAGCAGCCUUGGCGAAGGAUGUGAAUUUAUAUGAUUAUCUCAAAGAAGAGAUGGGAUAUCGACUUGCUGACCGAAUCUAUGACAUUAAAAGGAAGUUUAAGUUGGCUGCCAACAUUGGCUGUAGCCGAGGAUAUGUGGCCAAACACAUAUCACCAGAAUCUGUUGAGGAAAUCAUACUUUGUGAUACUAGCCAUGCCAAUUUAGAUAGCUUUAAGAUGCAAGAAGGUAUUAAAGUGAACAAGAGAAUAUUAGAUGAAGAAAAUAUUGAGUUUGAACGUAGUUCAUUAGACCUGGUAGUCUCCAGUCUGAAUUUACAUUGGGUAAAUGAUCUACCAAGGGUAUUUAAGAGUAUUCUUGAUGGACUAAAACAAGAUGGUGUUCUGAUGGCAUCAGUUUUUGGUGGAGAUACUUUGUAUGAGCUAAGAUCAUCCUUGCAAUUGGCUGAACUUGAAAGAAAAGGAGGUUUGUCACCUCAUAUUUCACCUUUUACAGAAGUCAGAGAUAUUGGGAGUCUUCUACAAAGAGCAGGCUUCACAAUGUUAACAAUUGACACAGAUGAAUUAGUUGUUAACUAUCCAUCAAUGUUUGAACUUAUGUGGGACCUAAAGGGGAUGGCAGAAAGUAAUGCUGCAUUAAAUAGAUCAUUGCAUUUGAACAGAGAUACACAAUUUGCAGCAGCAGCAAUUUAUGAACAACUUUAUGGUAAAGUUGAUCCAGAAAGUGGGAAGUUAAGUAUCCCAGCUACUUUCCAGAUAAUAAAUAUGCUGGGUUGGAAGCCUCAUCCAAAGCAACCUCAACCACUUGAGAGAGGUACUGGUGAAGUGUCUCUAAAGGACUUGUACAAAUUAGAUGAAAUUAUAAAAGAAGUGAAAAAGAUUGAUCCAGAAAAGUCAUGAUUUUGCAGAAUGAGAGUUUAAUGAGAUGUUGAAGUUUAAUUAUAUAAUAAAUGUAUUUUAAUAAAAUGAUUUUUUGGUCUGUUAACUAGAA
Messenger RNA from Dalotia coriaria, 1159 nucleotides. Its product is annotated as arginine-hydroxylase NDUFAF5, mitochondrial. The record is from RefSeq and is a predicted model, not a curated record. Gene Ontology annotation, cellular component: mitochondrion. The coding region runs from base 1 to 1068 and encodes 355 amino acids. The transcript is spliced from 3 exons. Gene Ontology annotation, biological process: mitochondrial respiratory chain complex I assembly. Lineage: Eukaryota; Metazoa; Arthropoda; Insecta; Coleoptera; Staphylinidae.